Molecule: messenger RNA, 1034 nt
Organism: Selaginella moellendorffii
Lineage: Eukaryota; Viridiplantae; Streptophyta; Lycopodiopsida; Selaginellales; Selaginellaceae
Product: D-cysteine desulfhydrase 2, mitochondrial
Molecular function (GO): D-cysteine desulfhydrase activity
Source: RefSeq, a predicted model, not a curated record
UCUUAUGCCUGGAGGUGGCCUUAAACUCAGGCGGCCCAUUCCAAUGUAUGGUAACUUUGUGGACUUGGUUCACUGGCAUAAUUGUAUCACUUCCUUGGCCUCCCGUAAUCUCUCUUGAAACCGGGCCAAGGCUCAUUAGGGCUUUAGAAUUCUGGACAUGUCUUCUCUGGACGCAUUGCUGGAAAGAGGAGUGUGGCUUCUGGAAACGCCUUGCAGCAGGAUUGACACUGUUGGGUUCAGCUUUCAAGACUUGAACAAGUUUGAUUUCUGCAAAAAUGUGACAAGCAAGACGGAGAAGGAGCCGCACAAGUUCCGUGUGAUUCGAGACGACUUGCUGCACCCGACGCUCGGUGGAAACAAAAUCAGAAAGCUCGACGCUGUGGUUCCGUUCCUCAAGGACGAGGAAAUCACUGAUGUGGUGACUUGUGGAGGCUGUCAAAGUGCUCAUGCUGCUGCUGUAGCUGUGGCGUGUGCUGAGCAUGGGAUGUCGGCUCAUUUGCUGCUACGAGGUGAAAAACUUGAGGUCACGACUGGAUAUAACUUGAUAUCGGAGGUUUAUGGAAACGUGGUGUAUGUUCCAAGAACCGAGUAUGCCGAUCGACAAAAAAUGUUCAGCUCGCAUAUGGAACGUGUUGCUUGUUCUGAAGAACCAGUUCUUUGGUUGAAUAGCAACUCUAUCACCAGAGAAACAAUCACUCCUUCAGAAAAUUCUAAAUUGCUUGAACCCGGAAGAGGAAGAAGAAAAUGGGCCGUGCUUGGAGAAGGUGGUGCGAGUGGUCUAGCACCUCUCGGUGUGUGAUUUUCAACUUUGAUAUGUUUGUAUCUCUAAUAUUUUUCAUGCGAUCUAUGAUCGGGCUUUAUAAGACUUGUGAGAUGGCUAAGCGAAAACGAAGUCUUCGAACGAGAUGACAAGAUCAAAAUCGUGGUCGAUUCUGGCACUGGAACAUCCGCCAUUGACCUGGCUCUAGGAAUCGCUUUGCUCGGGCAUGCUCGAGUUUAUAUCCUUUUGGUGGUAUAUAUCCUUUCUUCCAGCC